Striga asiatica is the source of this 333-nucleotide messenger RNA. NCBI's taxonomy places the organism in Eukaryota, Viridiplantae, Streptophyta, Magnoliopsida, Lamiales, Orobanchaceae. The record is from the annotation of a GenBank genome assembly.
GUACCUCUAUCGAAUGGUAUCGUGGUGUGUAUCAUCUCCACCGAAAUAGAAUCAAACAAUGAAAUCAAGACCACUUGGCCAACAAGUUCAUAUCGGCCAGGCCAAACAAUGCAUUACAAAGGCUUAUUUAGCUUAAAAUGGUAUCCAAGCGCCAAGCCUUUACUAAUUGAGAUUGAGAUGGAGGCAUAUGAUAACUACGACAAUGCAAUUGAUAAAAUGCCAAAGUCGAUCAAAUUAGAUCAGAAUGGGGCAGCAACUAACACAAUAGACAGGGCGUUACGUCCGUUCAUUAGCCACUAUUCUCACCAUCUUAUUCCUGAUUCAGGAAAAUAG